This is a messenger RNA of Schistosoma mattheei, 3234 nucleotides long. NCBI's taxonomy places the organism in Eukaryota, Metazoa, Platyhelminthes, Trematoda, Strigeidida, Schistosomatidae. The record is from the annotation of a GenBank genome assembly.
AUGAAGAGGUCAUUUUCUGAAGAUACAAAUCCGGACCAUGAUUUACUACAUGGAUCUACUUCACAAUUAGAUUCGACUCCCCCGAUCAGUAAACGUUUAAUUUCAGCUGCAUCAGAGCCUAUAUCAUUCAUCCGAAUCUCAUCCUUGGAGGAACUUGAUAAGAGAGCAUUACAGCUUCAAAAUAAAAAACUAUGGGAAGCGUUGAUGGAACGUCGAGCUGCCAUUGCUGAAUUGAAGGAACGUAUUGAACACCUAGAAAAUCGCCAAACUAAGGAUGAUGCUUUACUUUGUGUAGUCAAUCGUUACUGGAAUCAGCUCGAUGAAGAUAGCUUGAUUAUACUUCAGCGUUUUGAUUCGGAUGCUGAGGAAGAAAUUUCAACAUCUACAGAAUCAUUUCUCAAACAAUUGGCUUCAUGGGACAAGGAAGAAGUUCCAGAAAAGCUUCAAGAACGAGUGCAUUUUUCCAAGCGUAUUAUUGCACGCCUCUUAUCUGCCUAUGAAAAAAUGGUUACUCACCAGUUUCGUUUGCGUCAACUGCUUGGGAACACUACUGAAACCGCAUCAGUUUCUGUUGGAUCUGAAAUUAGUGAUAAUAUUUUACCUAUUCAUUCCAGUUCAUCGGCUCCUCAUGGCACACAAAACUCUGAUUCUGAAGGUAACAAUCAAUCAACUAGUUCAUCUCAGGAGCCUGCUUCAACAACGUGCAGCAGAUCUGGUGCAGUAGAUUUGCACGAGGAAAUAACACUUUUAAACAAGGAAAAUCUUCGUCUCCAAAGCCUUUGUACAAAUUUGCAUUCUAAACAUCGACAAAGUAGUCUUCGCCUUCGUGAACUACAAGACUUAGCUCAGACGAAUAGUGACGCGUCAGCGGAAUGGCAAGCUAAGUAUGAGGAUUUAGAUUAUAAACUUGCGGAAGCAAUGAAACAAGUUACGCGUUUAGAUCAUCCUCUCAAAUGCUCAGACUCUCCAGGUCGUGAAGAUCCUUCAAAUAUUGAUGGAUCAAUUACACGGAAUAAAUAUAAUGACUUGGCUUGUGAACUGGAAGAGUACCGUGAGUUGGCAAAUAAUCGUAUAAAUGAAUUAGAGCGCCUUCAACGUCACUUGGAAGACAAAGUUGCAGAAUGUGCUUCAUUGAAUAUGCAAUUAAGAGAUAUUCCCGAGCAUAUUAUCACAGAAUCUCCUCAAUAUUUAUCCUUAAAAACUCAAUUCAAUAUUCUAUAUAAUGAAGCUAUCCAACUAAGAAGUCAGUUAGAGGAAGCUAGAAGUACUAUUCAGAAUAACAGACAUAAUCAUCUGAAACAGAUAGAAGAGAUGGAGGCAAAUGAAGCAGCUAUACAGAAUCAGAUGCGAUCUGAAAUGCUUCUCAUUGAAGGGCAAUACUCUCAACUAAGGCACAAAUAUGAAACUAUGGAAUUGGAUUUCAAGCAAGCAUUGACGCAUAACGAACAAGCUGGUCCUAUCAGUUGCGAAAUGCGUAGUCUAAUUUCCACACUACAAACACAAAACAAACAACUAAAAGCUGAAGUGACUCGUUAUCGUAGAAAAUGUGAAGAAACUGUACAGGAACGUGAAAUGAUACGUGCGGAUUUGAAAUGUACAGAGGAUGAGUUAAUUCGUGUCCGUACGGCGCUUUCUGAGGCAACUGCAGCUGUUAUUACUGCAUGUGAAAAGUCAGAUCAGUCGACACCAUCAACCCCCCAAAGCUCAAAUCUACCUCAGACAUCAGUAACAAUGCCAGAUGUUGGAUCACCAACUGCUGAUCCAGAAUUGAGAGCAAAAAAUUCAAUUCCUAUAAAAGUGGAGGAAAAUGUUAAGUAUAGUUCUCCAAGUUCAUCUACUGCUCGAUCUGGCACAUGCUCCGAAAAAGUUUUGAAAACUGAAUCUACUCCCGACUUUCGUUGUAAUGUCUCGUGUUCUUCGCCGUCCAAUGAGAUUAUUCGUGAUUUAAAAGAACAACUGAAGCGUUCACAAGAAUCACAAAAAGAAAUGUCUGUACUACUCAACAUGUAUAAAGUUAUUCCAAAAGAUCAAAGAGAUAAAGCAGCACUUCUUCAGUGCGAAGCCAAGCUGCGGGGUGAACUGGCUGAUGCCAGAAAUGAAAUCGAUAAACUUCAUGCAACUAUCAAAGAUCUUCAAUCGCAACAAACGAAGAUGCAGCAACAGCGGAAGUCAACGUUAACAUCUCCUAUUGAGCCCAAUUUAAAAAUGUCACCUGCUGAACGUUCACUCACUUCCCAUGGAAAUAUUCCACUAUCUCCUUCGAAAACAUGUAAGACUGGGUUGGUUUCUCCUGAAGAAAAAAGCUCGAGUAUAUCUGGAUCUCUGCCGAUCACGUCUUGUGGAAAAUCUAAAAUUUCUGCUUCUGAUUGGCAAAUAUCAGAGUUGCAAAUGGAACUGUAUAUAGUUCGACGUAAAAGUCAAUCUGUUGAGGAGCAAUUAAAACUUCACCAACAACGACUUGUAGCUGCCAAGCAACAAGAGGAUGUACUAUUGAAGGAAAUGGAAAUUACUGUUCAAGCAUUUGAAGAUGCACAAGAACAAAACGUUCGUCUUGUUAAAACAUUACGAGAAAAAGAUGAUGCUCACCUAAAGUUAAUGGCAGAAAGAAUGAAAACUGCUCAACUUGCUCGUUUACUGAAGGAAGACAAACAGCUUUUGGAAGAACAGAUACGUCUGAUGCAAGCAAAAAUCGAAGCGUUAAACCGUGCAGUUCUAAAACAGGAAGAGAAAGAACGUUUAUUGUUAACCAAUUUAGCAACCUUAGAGAAAGAGGCAUCAGCUAGACAAAAGUCACAGGAAGCCUAUAAACGAAAAGCUCUGGAAAGUCAACAAGUCUCUGAAGACUUAAAAGUCACUGUUCAAAAGUAUCAAAGUCAACUAAAAGAUGCUCAAACUACUGUUCAGGAGAAAGCGUCCGCUUUUGAACGCGUUUCUUUCGGUCAUCAGCGUUUACAAGAAGAACUUGUCACUGUGCGCAGAAAAUACGAACGGUUACGCAAGAUCGAACAGUCUCAUAAUGCUGAUGAAUUUUUAUUGGCUGAAAUUCAAGAUUAUAAAGAGCAACUUACAUGUCCAACGUGUAAAAUCAACAGAAAGGAUGCUAUUCUAACUAAAUGUUUCCAUGUGUUCUGUUUGAAUUGUCUAAAAGUUCGGUAUGAAACACGAAAUCGUAAAUGUCCAAAGUGCAAUGCAACAUUUGGUGCCAACGAUUAUCAUCGUAUAUACCUUACCUAA